AUGGGUCCUACUUAUGAGCACAAUAUGAACCAAAAUGACGAGAAACAAAGUUGUUUGGUCAAAAAGAAAUCUCAAAAUGCACAAUGUAAACUUCCGCAGCGCUUGAAANUUGAUGACACUUAUGCAAAAUGUGGUGAAGUUUUAUUAAAAUCAAAUGAUCCUAAAUGUUCAAUCAGUUGUGAUUCUAAUGGAAAAUAUAGGUCAUAUAAUAGUAAAGUUACUGAACUGGCUAUUAUGAAUGUGGAACGUGAAAUCAAGCGAGUAGCUGAACGUCACAUUGAUCUCAUCAACGAAUGUCUAAAACAAACUCUAUAUACUUUCCCCGCUGAUUAUAUUAGUAGUAAUAUUUAUCGUCAAUUGCCAACUAAUGAAAACCAGCGCAAUAUCACGAUCAUUUUACACAGCGAUGGUGCACCUGCUAUUAGUGUGAACAAUAAGUUUUUAUGGCCUGUUCAAGAAAUCAUUGCAGAAAUAACAAUUCCGAUGAGAGAUGAAAUCUGCUGUUUUGCUUCUUGGUGCUUGGUUGGCGGAAAAAAGCCACCUCGUAAUCCUUUACUAAUAUCGAUUAUCACCCAACUGGAAGUUCUCAUGCGAUCACCAAUUGUGUUGAAACAGAAAGAUGGUUCUCGCUUGUCGUAUAAUGUUCGUAUACAACAAGCAAUUUUUGAUUUGCCUGCCCGUGGAUGCUCUUUGAAUAUUGUUCAAUAUAAUGGUUAUUAUAGAUGCAGCAAGAAUAUUACUUUAUUUAUAAAUAAAUAUUUACAUAUAAGAUGUAAACAUUAG
Rotaria socialis is the source of this 783-nucleotide messenger RNA. The record is from the annotation of a GenBank genome assembly. Lineage: Eukaryota; Metazoa; Rotifera; Eurotatoria; Philodinida; Philodinidae.